AUUCUCUGUCCUCAAAGUUUUAAUGAUAUCUUCUUUUCUUUUGAUAUUUUUUUAAAAUAUUUUUAGCUUAUAUGGCAUGCUAUUAUAUUUCAAUUUAACUUUUGCUAUUUUUUUCCUGUGUUCUCUGGUUGAGCUAACUAAAUAAAAAGAUAAAUAUGAUAACCUGGUGAUUAGUUUUGCUUUUUUAGGGGUUAGUUGUACUCUCGAUGUAUACAUUCUUGCUUCAUUUUCAAUGGAAUUUGCAGGUUCUCAAUUAACUGGAGGUAAAAUAGAAAUAUGUUCAUGGGAUGUCAGAACAAAAGACUCUGCAACUGUAACCAAUGAACUACUCUGUUUAAGAUGUAUUGCUUGUUUCAUUGACACGCUAGGUGCAUGGUGUGUAAAAGGCUGAUUACAAAAUUCAAUAAAACUACAAUCCCUUUUAGAAGUUUAGAAGCCACUUGUAUUACCACUUGUAGCAGCUGGCACAGCUUGGUUAGCACUUGUAGCAGCAACUAAAGGAAUGGAUAUCAAAAUAAUAGAAAUCCUUGAAGACAAUGUGUCUUUGGACUGGCAAAGGUUUUCUCGUUGCUCUGAAUUUACAGACGAAUGUUCAAUUAAUGCUAUUAUCAAGUAUAUAAAUGAUGAUGAAUUUGUAGAUAAAAAUAAUAAAUCGAAAUUGAGAUCUCUAUUGAAAAUACUUUAUGAACAUCAUCCUGAGGAUUACAAAAAAUAUAUUGUAGAUUCAUUAAAGCAUAUAAAGAGAAAUGAUGUGCUAAAAGAUUUAUCAAAUUUAGGUUUGUCAAACAUAUCUGUUGCACUAAAACAUUUCUAUAUUCAAACCUAUGAAAAAGUUGAUGAACUUCAACCACCACUUAAAACACCUGCUAGUGUUUCUAUAUCAAAAAAAUUUGUUGACCUGUGUAUUGUUGAUCCGAUAGAGGUCAAUAUCAAUACUAUUUAUAGUGAUGAACGAAUGAAUUAUCUUAAGAAGCAAAUGAGUUAUAAGCCAAUUCCAUACAAUGAAGUAUUUAUGAAAGAAAAAUCUCUUUUAUUAAUCUCAGGUAUAGCAGGAAUCGGCAAGUCUUGGUUACUCAGAAAAUGUUUGAUUGAUUGGGCUAAUAAUCUUAUUUGGAAAAAUGUUGGUUUUGUGUUUUUUUUUGAAUGUAGAAGACUCAAUCAAUAUCAAAAUAUUUCUAAUAUAAAUGAAUUGCUCGAUUUUUUCUACAAAGAUUUUGUAAAUGAUUUAAAUAUCAAUAACCAUAAUGUAAUAUUUAUGAUUGAUGGGUUAGACGAGUUUAAAUAUUUAAAUGAUUUAAUAAAUUACAAUUCUAGUUCCCAAUACCCAAUUGUUAAUGUUCUAGCAGAAAUUCAAAAAUACAAAUCUGUGGUAGCUGGAAGAGUAUAUGCUAUAGAUCAGUAUCUGAAUGUUUGCUGGAUGGCAAAGGGUCAUAAUGAAAAGUUAGCAAUUCAAAUAAUGGGUUUUAAUCAAAAUGGAAUAAAUAAUUAUAUAGAACUUAAUGUUAUUGAUGAAGUAAAAGAUGCUAUAAAAGUUGUUUUCAAGCAAUCUCCAAUUGUAAAAGCCAUGGCAUCGGUUCCAUUUUAUUUAUCUUGUAUGUGUAAAAUUAUUGCCAACUCAGAACAAAGAAUCAAGUUUUCAUUAUUAACAAUGACAGAUUUGUAUGCAAGUAUAUUUUUAUAUUUUAUUCAAAAACAUAUUAGCAAAAAAGAUUUACCAAUGUAUGAGAUGAUGAUAAUCAAUUCUAAUCGGGAAUACAUUUUCAAUAUAUGUAAAAUUGCAUAUCAAUUUUUUGUUGAAAAUAAAGUAAUUUUUUCAAAAGAUGAAAUUCAAACUUUUUUCAGUGACUGUAAUAAAGUUGAAGUUGAACUUUUUGGAUUUAUAGAAAGGAUUGAAACAAAUCUAGGCUAUCAUUAUCAGUUUGCACAUAUGACAAUAAUGGAGUUCUGUGUUUCAGUAUAUGCGUAUAACAAUUUUAGUGGUGAGGAGAUUAUUGACAAUGAUAAAUUAAAAAGUUGCUUACCAAUGAUUUGUGGAUUAAUUAAUAAAAGUCAAAAGAGUUUAAUGAAGUUUCUUGUUAACUUGAAUAAUUCAAACAAAGAAAAGAUAUCAAUGGCUCAUAUUUGUAGUAAGUACAUUUAAUUAUCUAAAG
Molecule: messenger RNA, 2150 nt
Organism: Hydra vulgaris (swiftwater hydra)
Lineage: Eukaryota; Metazoa; Cnidaria; Hydrozoa; Anthoathecata; Hydridae
Product: NACHT, LRR and PYD domains-containing protein 9
Cellular component (GO): cytoplasm
Source: RefSeq, a predicted model, not a curated record